Molecule: messenger RNA, 2844 nt
Organism: Orussus abietinus
Lineage: Eukaryota; Metazoa; Arthropoda; Insecta; Hymenoptera; Orussidae
Gene: Smyd4-2
Product: SET and MYND domain-containing protein 4
Exons: 10
Coding region: 596-2722 (708 amino acids)
Molecular function (GO): protein binding
Source: RefSeq, a predicted model, not a curated record
CUUGUUAGUGACCGGCGAUCUCGCGUUUGUUCCCAUCGUUCUCGUUUGCAUACAAUCUACGAGGGUGUCCGAACUUCCUCGCCGGUGAAAUAUAUCAGCCCCGGAAAUAAUUCCAUUUAUUUUUUUCAAACCAUCAUGAUUGCACAUUUUGCAAUAUCCGAGGGAACGGCAAUUUUGUACAUAGGGUUCAUGUCUUGAACCGGGGUGUGUACCUUUACUAGUGAUAUAUGAAGUCUGGUGAAAUGUCCCUAGAGCGAGGUGUGAAAAAUCGAGUCCUCGUAAUUGGAGUCACAAUGCCCUUCCUGGAUAACACCCACGGUCUGAGUAAUGUAGAAGUCGUCUUCAGGGUGUGAUUUACGAGUAGGUUUCGCCGAAGUUUCAUCCCAUAAAUCGCGGCUCCGUCAUAAUCGAGGCGCCUGUGAUAUCAUAAUUUGACAUAGCUCCUUAUCCUCGAGGCUGAUCUAUAAGAGAUUCAGUGGACCAGCGGCGACCGAGAAAAAUGACAGAAAUUAAGUGAAGGUAUUCGCGACAACGGAAGUGCCAUUUUACUGAGUUCAACGGAGAUUUAUCUACUUCACGUAAUUUAUAAACAAUAAUGGAGGACUCUGCCGAGUUCUACAGGAGACUGUGCUCCUCCGAGACUCUCUGCUCGGGACGAAAGGGAUUUUUUCACGACUUUUGCGAAGUGGUGGUCCAGGAAGUCGGUGAGAAAUGGAUCGACGAGGUGUUCGCCAAACACGAGACCGACGAAGACAGAUUUCGCGGGAUUUUCAAGGACCCAAGGUCUCGAAGCGUCCUUGUGGAUCCUCUGGAGAGAAUCAAGGAGCUGUACCGGGAUAAGGAUGCUGAAAUCUCGAGGAGCAAGAGGCUGGAAGGACUCUUAGCCUCCUCUCUGGGAAAUCACGAGAAGGCGCUGCAUCUCCUAAGCAUGGCAGUCCUUAGAGCGCCAAUCACUGGGAAAAACAAAUCCGUCGAUGGCGGCUACACCUACCCCCUGGCGUUGCUAGCAAGAGCGACGACCUUAAUGGACCUUAAGGAUCGCGAUCUGGCUCUUCAGGAUCUCGAAUUAGUCGCCGAAGAGGACAUCCCGGAAGAGCUGAGGAGGCAGCUCGGUCGGAAAUUGGCAGAUUGCAAUCGCGAGACCGACGCCAGACUUCCGCAGGGUAGUGCCCCUCACCUGGACGGGAAUCCUGGGACCAGGACGAGAGGGUGGCCAGGGGUGGAGGCAGGUGAGGCGACUCGUCGCCGGCACGAAAGGGCGCAGGGGAGGACGAUACCGCCUUUGAAGGGGGGUGCCAAUCCGACGCUUUCUGGAUCAUCCAGACUCGUCGAGGUGAGGGAAACUCCUGGAGCUGGGAGGCACGCUGUCGCCGCAGAAGAGAUCCACCCUGGGGACACCCUGGCAACCGAGCCACCCCUGGCGGCUUGUCUCCUGCCCGAUUUUUACGGCACUCACUGUCAACACUGUUUCUCCAGGUUAAGAGCUCCCCUGGGCUGUCCAGAGUGCAGCAGCGUGGCCUUCUGCGGGGAGAAAUGCAGGAAAACUGCACUUGAGAGUUACCACAAGUACGAGUGCAAAAUCAUAGCGCUGUUAAUAGGAUCAGGGAUCAGUGUCCUGAGCAUGGUGGCUCUUCGCAUGGUGACGCAAACAGGGCCGAAGAAGUGCCUGAAGAUGCAUCGGAAGAUCCUCUCGAAGGAGCCGAAAUCUGACCCUCUGGUGGCAGAAUCUUCUUCGGAACCGAAGCUCAGUAAGUCGGCAAGGCGCCGAUUGCGGAAGAAGAAGCUGAAGGAGUCCGAGACACCGACAAUGGACCAUCUUCCGGAAGAGGACGAACACCUCACUAAGGACGUGGACAUCAGAGCGUACGAUCUCGUAACACUGUCGAGACAAAGAUCGCCGAAGGAUUUCCUUCAACGAACCGUAAUGGCCGCUUUCCUGACGAGAUGCUUGCAAAAGGUCGGAUUUCUUGAGAGCCCUUCAACCCCCUUCGAGCCCAGCCCUGAAGAGGUCGCCGUGGGGUCUUUGCUCCUGAGGAACUUGCAGCUCCUGCAAUUCAACGCCCACGAGAUCUACGAGACCCGAAUCGCCUCUGAGCAUCGUUUUCGAGGGAGUAGACCUGUUUAUCUAGGAGUGGCGAUUUACCCUAGCGUGGCCCUAUUCAACCACGACUGUUAUCCGGCUGUGACAAGGUACUUCGUCGGCAGAGACAUCGUGAUAAGGGCUACCAGAAGUCUGAAUGUCGGAGACGCGGUGGCCGAGAAUUACGGGCCGAUAUUUACCAAGAGAAGUCUGCAGGAGAGGCAGCGUUCCUUGUUCGGGCGUUACUGGUUCCGAUGUGCUUGCACAGCUUGUACAGAGAAUUGGCCAUUGUUGAAGGACAUGUCGAAUGCCUCCGCCAGAAUUCGGUGUCCUACGCAGGGAUGCCCGAAAUUACUGGCGCGGCCUCGGGACCCGAAGAAGAUCCUGAAGUGUCCUGGAUGCCAAAAAAAAGUGUGCCUGGAAGAGGUGGAAAAUAAAUUAAGGGAAUGCGAGACUGCCUACGAGAGUGGAUUAUCCAAGAUGGACGCCGAGCGGCCGGAAGACGCGAUUCGCGAACUCGCCGAAGCCUUGAAGAAUUUCCACCGGAUUGCGGCGCCUCCGCACAAGGGGACGCACCUUGCGGAAAUUGCUCUGGCCGCUUGCAUGGCGAAUUCCGGAAACACUUGGACGAUCGGAAGUUAGGGAAGUGGACUAUCAUCUGUAAGGUAAGCUCACCUGGGCGUCCUGACUGCGGGGACGCCUGGGAGGGCCGCCGCCUCUUCCUCCGCGGAAGUUGCGCCGGAAGAAGCGACGUAGAGGAGGUC